CAAAAAUAUAGUUGGAGUGGAGUGCGAAUAUAAAUACGUUAGGUGAUGAAAAGUUGAGGGAUUGGGAAAAGAAUGGGUUGUUCAUCAGAAUUGAAAUACGCAUGGCCUUGUAGUGUGAAUGUACGUGUCUUCGUGACGGUGUGGCCGAGCGUGAAGGGAUCUGGAAGAGGCAAUUUCAAGAACUGGAAAGAGCAGAUGGUUUGCCUGCUGGAGAGCCAGGACGUGGCGGGGUUUGUCGACGGUGAAAUCGUGGCUCCGGAGAAACACGAGGCUGAGCAGUGGAAGCUGUGGAGAAGAACGGACAGGCUCGUCAAAGGAUGGAUUUUAGGAUCGGUGGGGGCAGACGUGCUUGACGCAGUGCGGGACAAGGAAACUGCAAGGGACGUAUGGCUAGAGUUGGACAACAUUUUCAAAGAAGAUGAUGAUUCGGAGAGUGGAGAUUUUAGCAGAUAUUUGGCAUUGUACCAAGCAGCAAUGAAAGGUGACUGGGACACCGCGAAGAAAUUCUUCGAGGAUAUAAACGAAUUAAGCAGCAGCAUUAUCAGUUCCAAGAAAGAAACAGUUCUCCAUGUAGCCGUGUUGACCGGAAAAGCAAAUGGUUUGGUGAAAAAGUUGGUGGAAAUGAUGCCACUCGAGGCGUUGGCCCACAAGGACAGUAAUGGGGAGACUGCCUUACACAAUGCUGCGAUUGUUGGAAAUACAGAAGCAGCAUGUGUUUUGGUUAAGAAGAAUCCGGAUUUGCUACAUAUGUCGAGUAACAACAAUCGAUUGCCAGUGCUGGAAGCAGCCGUAAAUUGCCAAAAGGAAACGCUAGAGUACUUGAUAGCCCAGCACGAGGCCAACGCCGAGCGUAACCCCUUGUUUGAGGGCCAACGAGGCGUCCAGCUGUUGAAUGCAAUAAUAACUUCUGAAUUUGUUGAUAUUGCAUUGGAUUUGGCUCACAAGUACCGAAAUUUGACAUUAAUAAGAUACGAGAAUGACGGCACGAGAUCGGCACUAUCAACAAUUGCUACUAUGGACACCUUAUUCCCAAGGACAGAUGCUUUCACCUGGUGGCAGAAGUUUAUUUACCAUCUCAUUCCUUUAAAAAAUUCUAAAUCAGAAGCUGGCCACACGAGAUGUGUAACCCAUGACAUUGAAAAUUUAAAUAUCGAUGGCGCAGCGCAGAGGAAAUACUCCACCUCGUCUCAGAUUAUCUCUCGAGGAAAUGGGGAAGAAGCUGGAAUCCAUGAUUUGGCAUUGCCUCAAGUAAAGGAGAUGAGGGAGAAGAAAGCAAGGCAUCAACAAGCACUACAACUUGUGAAAUACUUGUGCGACAACAUAGUGUCUUUACCUGAAAAUGAAGCUACAAUUAUAUUUCGGGAAUCUAUUAAGCUGGCGGCCGAGUACGGCAUCAGUGAGAUUGUGGAAAUGGUGAUACACACAUUUCCAAUGGUCACUUUCCAUACAGAUUCUGACAGCGGCAGGAAUAUAUUCCUUCUAGCAGCCACUUAUCGCUUCGAGAAUGUUAUCAACCUCUUCUAUAAUAUGAGUGACCGCAGAUACAUCUUUUUCGACGACACAGACGAUCAAGAUAACAAUUUACUGCACAUUUGUGGAAAACUAGCCCCUUCUGACAGACUCAAUCUUGUUGCCGGUGCAGCUCUACAAAUGCAGCGUGAAUUACAGUGGUUUAAGGAGAUGGAAAAUUUUGUCCAUCCUUCACGCAGAACAUGGAUGAACAACGACAAGCAAACUCCACAGAUGUUAUUCACAAAGGAGCACGAGAAGUUGAAAGCGGAUGGGGAGAGGUGGAUGAAAGACACGGCUAACGCGUGCACCAUCGCGGCAGCACUGAUUGCAACGGUCGUGUUUGCUGCAGCUUUCACCGUUCCUGGUGGGAUCGAGUCUGCAUCGGGCAUGCCGCUGCUUGUUAAAGAUCAUGCUGAGCAAUCUCCAGCUCCUAUGUUCGUGUUAUUUGCGGUGUCAGACGCCAUAUCCUUGUUCACUUCCAUCACGUCUCUGCUGAUGUUCCUCUCCAUCCUGACUUCGCGAUACGCGGAGCAAGACUUUCUAUACGUUCUGCCCAAGAGGUUAAGCAUGGGUCUUCUCAGCCUGUUCGUGUCCAUUACGUUUAUGCUGGUCGCCUUCAGCGCUACGCUGUAUCUGGUGCUUCAAGGUGACGUGGCGUGGUUUGGGGUGCUUGUGGCGGCCUUCGCUUCCUUGCCGGUAACAUCAUUCGUGCUGCUGCAAUUCCCACUGCUUGUAGACGUUAUCUACUCUACUUAUGGCCCUGGCAUUUUCGGUAAGAAGACCAACCGUCUUCUCUAUUGAUCAGCCAUUGCUUCAUUUGCAUACUCGAUCGGUAUUAGCAUUAUUAGUUAUUUACUAAUCCCACGCACAUGUUCUUCUUAAUAAUAAGUGGUUUCUACUUCUUUUCUUUUCUAUCCCAAAAUUGUAUUUGUAUAAUCAAUGGGUUUUGUUUUUUA
Molecule: messenger RNA, 2468 nt
Organism: Salvia miltiorrhiza (redroot sage)
Lineage: Eukaryota; Viridiplantae; Streptophyta; Magnoliopsida; Lamiales; Lamiaceae
Product: protein ACCELERATED CELL DEATH 6-like
Exons: 8
Coding region: 73-2313 (746 amino acids)
Molecular function (GO): protein binding
Source: RefSeq, a predicted model, not a curated record